AUUUAGCACUACUUUAACAAAUGGCACUUUGUACUGGUGCCGCUAGAUGGCGAUGUAUCCCACGCUUCCACGUGAUCUUCUGGAACCAGGAAAUGGUGGAACCAGGAAGUGGGAGCUGCUGUACAAUAGACGGAUAUCAUCCCUCAUAUCUCUGGCAGGGAACCAGGAAUAUUCACGGGUGAUGCCUGAAUUUCUAAUGAAGCACUCCCGCCUGGGGGCUGAAUCGCCACAAGUUGGAGAAUUCUGGCUUUACGUUUGUCUGCGACGAUUUAGCAGUUUCCUGGCACAUGUUAUGGCUAUCGGGUUCACCAUCUUUAUGGUGAUACUUUCCCGGCCUGGGACUAGUCUCUUCUCAUGGCAUCCUGUCUUCAUGGCCACCGCAUUUUGCCUGUGUAUGACUGAAGGCGUACUACUGUUGUCUCCUGAUACUUCUCCUUUCUGCCCCCUCUCCCGAACGUCCAAGACCCGACUACAUUGGUUGGCACAAUUAUUUGUGUUUGUGUAUGCAAGUGUUGGCCUGACUUUCAUUAUCUGGAGCAAGAACCGUAGUGAGCAACCACACUUUACCUCUUGGCACAGCAUUUUGGGCAUUAUCACAAUUGCUGCCACAUCCUGCCAGGCUUUCUGGGGCUUUGCAUUGUUGUGUCCCCGCCUGGUCCGUGUCACUGCAGUAUCUCGCCUUAAACUAUACCAUGCCACAUGUGGCCUAAUAGUGUAUCUAUUAUCUACUGGUACUGUCCUAUUUGGCUUGUGUUCAGACUGGUUUCAGGCACAAGUUAAGGGACCUGUGUGGUAUGUCUGCCUUUGCGUUCCUCUUUACCCUGCUCUGAUCAUUAUGAACCAGGUAAUAGAUAUUUACCUGCCAAAAAGGAAAGGACAGAUGUGACAGAAUGCAAUUUUACCAAGAGCUGCCCAGAAGAAGAACAUCUACAUGCUGGCACUGAGCAGAAUGUAAUUGUUUUUAAGAACUUUAUCACUUUACAUUUUUAUGUCUGCAUGUACACUUAUGGUGCAUACAUGAACAUAUUGCAGUCUUGCACUUUUUGAACUGUGGAAUUAAAACUUAAACAAGCUAACAGAUACAUUUUAAACCACUAAAAAUGAGGACAUUCAGGGCAGUGUGCAUAUAACUGCACCAAUUUCAUCAACCUCUGCUUAUUUUUGUGCUCCUUUCUAUGUUUUGGGUGAAAUGUGUAGGUUACCUUAUGGUAUCCUACAUACAGUUCCCAUUUCCUUCUGAAAGUUUCUUACGGUUUUAUUGAUUUUUUUAUUUGUGUGUGGUUUGUUUAUUUUAUGCAGUCAAGUCCUGCCAUCUGGCCAAGGAUGACUGGAUCCCUCAAAGGAUGGCUGUAUCAUCACCCUACAUUUACCUUGAAAUGUUAAACACCAGCAUUAUCCAUUUACUUCCAGCCUAGGCCAUGGAUGGAUUUCUUACUAGACAUAGUUUCCUCAGGGAUAAGCAUCCAACACAGAUGAAAGAAAAUCAAGCCUAAUAUUUAUCUGUGUCACUGUGAAAUGUUACAGAGCUAGUGCGUUUUUGUGAUGUGUAUAUAUUUUUCAUGGUGGAUUGAAAUUGACUUCCUUCUUGAACAGAGUUGUUCUUUAAGCACUUAUGAAUUCAGAUUUGAAAAAGCAAAUCAUGCCUUGGCACAACGCUAACUGCACAAAUGUAUUUUAUUCAUUUUUUCAAUCAUUUUAUAUGGACUUGCAAUUAUUAAAAGCAAGGAAAAAAAAUUGGGGGCCUAUUUUACAAUAUUGAGCAUUACUGAUCAAGCGUGAUUCUACAAAUUUAUGUAUGGAAAUUAAUUUUAUAGCACUGAUAAAAUACAUAUCAAGGAAUACCGCUCAUAAAAAGGUUUUUAAUUUUACAAGGCUACUUUAAAUCACUUACCCCAGCAAUCAAAUAUGGCCAUAUUGUGUUAAGCCCACCACUACGCCACAGCACAACCGUAUCAGUGGGUCCUACACUAGAUUUAACAUGGGCGAUAAAUUUAAAUGUCUUCCUUAAUCUAUAUUUUGUAUAAAUUCUUUACUGCAGCACCACUGCUGAGAAAUCUGGAUGUGCCCCUAAUCCCCC
Molecule: messenger RNA, 2077 nt
Organism: Pelobates fuscus (common spadefoot toad)
Lineage: Eukaryota; Metazoa; Chordata; Amphibia; Anura; Pelobatidae
Product: probable transmembrane reductase CYB561D1
Exons: 4
Coding region: 47-886 (279 amino acids)
Molecular function (GO): transmembrane monodehydroascorbate reductase activity; heme binding
Source: RefSeq, a predicted model, not a curated record